Molecule: messenger RNA, 246 nt
Organism: Necator americanus (New World hookworm)
Lineage: Eukaryota; Metazoa; Nematoda; Chromadorea; Rhabditida; Ancylostomatidae
Exons: 1
Coding region: 1-246 (81 amino acids)
Molecular function (GO): nucleic acid binding
Source: RefSeq, a predicted model, not a curated record
AUGAAGAAGAUCGAUGUAUGUGUGCAACACGGAUUGACGCAAAAGAACCUUUUGGAUCGAAUUGAUGCCUGCGAUUCUCUGCUGAAAUUUAACGAAAUCGACCCAUCAUUGAUGCGAAUGGUGACCGCCGAUCAAACACAGACCACAUACGAGAACAAAACCCAAAAAGAAUUGUGGUUCUAUCGCGGCGAGCUGGCCCAAACGAUCGUCAAGCCUGGAUUAACAGCCAAGAAGGUUUUGCUGUGA